AUGCCAUGCCAUUGGCCAACCAAGCGACCGAUGGACGAUGUGUCUCUCCGCCGCUCUGUCAUCGGCUCCCUCCGCAGCGUCUCUCCUUUCCUCAGUCGCCCUCCCAACGACGAGCUCGAUCCCCAACCAGCCGUCCGCGCAAUGAGUACCGCAGAGUCUAUGGCCAGCCCGCCGGCCCGAUACACUCCCGCGAGUCUCUUCCGCAGAGCGACCGGCGCCUCAUCAGCCCCGUCGACCCCUGAGAGCAGCUUCAGAAGCAGCAGCGUGAUGAUGCGCUGCAUGGAAGAAGAUCGUCCCAUACUUGGUUACGAUCGCGAAGUUGACCUCGUUGGCACCAAGGCCGAAUGCGAGGGCGAUUUCGACCUGGAAUUUAUGCGCGUGCUGGCGAAAAAGUAUAAGGCGACGGGCGGACACCCUCUAUUUGCGCUCCCUCCGUCUGUCAAACGAAGAAUUUACGGCUUUUGCUUCCCCAACGAAGCUCGCAAGAUCAACUUGUCGCCCUAUUUUGCCACGAAAGCCGUGUUCCCUGAGGGCUACUUUGCGAAUCCAUGGGAUAUUCUAGAUUCGGUGGCAGGGGGACUCGAGGCUUCUUCUCAGCUCCGCAAUGAGCUGAUGACUUAUUUCUGGACCGCAUACCAUUUCCAUGUCACCCUCAACGAGUUCAGCGGACCGAAGCUAUCUCCGCUGUCUCAUGUCUGGCUGAUUGAGCAUCUCGACGCUGUUCAGCACCUCACAAUCGAAGUCGACUUCACACGCUUCGGAUGUAGUCACCUGAGAGAUGCGAAGAGAUUCGGGUACAAUAUGACCAAGACCACCUUGCUGUUUGCCAUAAUUGUGCGCGGGCUUGGAGACCGUCCUGCUCAUUCAAAUAUUUCGCAGAUACACCUGAUGUGUCGACGGUACUCUGGUGCUCGUCCGCCCGACCACUUGUGGGUCACUGAAACUGAUGCUAAUCAAAAGCCAGCGCGAUACUGCCCUGUUGAAGCCCUGAAUAUUUGCAACAAUCUCAUGGCUCUGCGCGGCAUCAUUGACCAAUGUCGAGUAUCGGGCUUUCCAAUGGGCUUCUCUCUCGAGCUUCUGGACACUCUUUUCAAAGUCGAAGAGACGCCGCCCAGUUAUUUUUUCCCUAUCGAAGAGGCCUGGCCGGUUGUAACGCCACAAAUAUCUCUACCGUUUUCGGAAGUGCGCUCGCCAAUCAUCCCUUUUCCAAGCUUUGAGCAACCAAGCGUCACUAGUUCUCUGCCGGCGAGCUACUCUCUCAGGCUGCGCAACUCCGCUAGUACGCGGACCCUGAUCGAGGAAAUCGAAGAUGAGAUGAAUAGCCGUUCGCCGACACUGGUGUCGGAGGGCAGUCAUGUUCUCGGCAACUUCUCUGAUGCAGGAGAUUUCGGGCAGCAGGAACUUGGAGAUAGCGUAGCCACCGACGAACAAGUCCGGCAAGAUGAGGUCCAAAUUUCUGAAAUGACAACUUCUGAGCACCCUGACUCAAGUCCUCACUUCACCAGCUGUACUAUGCUGGACACCUCAUCUCCUGUGAUUAUACCCACGCCUUCUUUGACUUCUAAUGAGAUGCCAGCUUCUCUUCUGGCGCCUAGUCCUGUUUCGGCUCCUCUUGAAGAUCUGGAAUAUGGACAAAUUUCGACUCUUCUCGCACCAUCGCUACUCUCGCCACUCGCAGACGAUCAUGACGACUCCCCCGCGGCUGAGGCUGUCUCGACACCAGACCUGUCCUCAGAUCUACUUUUCAACUUGCCAACAACUCGAAAGGUUUCAAAUGCCUCUGAAGGUACGGGAUGCAUUCAUAAACCAGAAGAGAUUACAGGCGUCACGGCAACAACUCCUCCGAGCCCGCAUCUUGUGCCGCCGAUAUUUGGAGAAGGAAAACGGACACCGGGUCAUGUUACGCCUCCAGCUCCUUUAACACCUCUCAUGGCACCAAAGUCCUAUCAAGACCAGAGGCAUAUUCGGACCCCAGUGUCCCCAAAGCUUCGCCCACUUACACCGAUGUCUCGGUCGAGAAUUCCUCGAGCUAUGGCCGCAUCGUCACCCACACCCAAGACCCCAAACCGUAUGAAUGCAUUAAAUGAGCAAGACCCCGCUUUUAUCAGUACGCUUAGCGCAAUGAGAUCUUUUGAUAAACGCCCGAAUUCGAAGACUAGGAUCGCUUCUCCUGCCAAGAAGCCCGACUCUUUGGGCAUUAUACUUCCUGGUCCGUCUAAGAGAAAUUGUUCAAUCAUAAGGUUGACCUUUCCUUCGGUUUUCAGAGCGUCGGAGACCCCGGAUGGAAUCUGCAGGACACAGCAAUACCUUUCCAACUCUUCGACACAUCCUCAAAAGCAAAGGAGUAAAACGAAUCUGACAAACCAAGAGCCUGAUAUUAUCAUGGCGCACCAACGCCGCUACGAGAGUGAGGAGGAGCUUGCUGCUUGGUUGACUUUCGAGCGCCAAGAGCAGUCAUCAUCGAGACCCGGCGCCGGUAGCAAUCCUCAUGCCCACUCAGGCUCUGCCAACAGAUACGAUCCUCGUGGAGACCGCAGCGACUUUGUUGCUCCAUCCGCAACACCAAUUCCUCCCAAGCGCAAGGAACAGAGCCACUCGAGGCCAUCCGCCGCCUGUAACGCGUCAGCCCAUCCAACUCUGUCCCGCCGCUACGACCCCCGUGGUGCCCGUAGCGACGUCGUGGCUCCAUCCGCACCCCCAGACACGCAGCAAGCUGCUCGCAGAGAACAAGCUCCGAAAGCCACGACACAGCUUCCAAAACCCCGCCACCCCUCAGAAGGCACAUGCAAAAUGAGAUGCACCUUCUACCACAGCGUUCUCUGUCCCUCCUCCAAGAACCCGGAAACCGUGUGGAUCGACCCCGCCUACAAACCCAAGCCCGCCCCCGCCCCUGCUCCCGCUAUCGUACCCCUCGUCGCCAUACCAUCUGUCAUCCCCGUCAACAAAGGCAUCAAGCUUUGGGAGGACUUCGGCGAGCGGGGGGGCGACGCGCUGGAGAUGGUGAACUGGGAGGAAUUCGCACUCGAGAACGCUUGGAGGGAGCGCGAGCAGGCAGGCUCAGGCUGGUAUCGACAUUGGAACGGAACUGCAAGGCGGGGAUGA
Drepanopeziza brunnea f. sp. 'multigermtubi' MB_m1 is the source of this 3102-nucleotide messenger RNA. NCBI's taxonomy places the organism in Eukaryota, Fungi, Ascomycota, Leotiomycetes, Helotiales, Drepanopezizaceae. The record is from RefSeq and is a predicted model, not a curated record.